AGUAAUGUGCCUGAUGUCACAUCCAGCUUGAAAAGGAGCAGUACUGAUGGCAUUCUGGACCAAGUGCCACACAGGGAGAAGACUGAUCCACCUUUCAGGAGUGCGGAACAGAUCAGUGCAUUGUGUCGAAACUUCCAAGAAGUCCAAGCAAGCAGUAUGGAAGGACAGAAGGACAACCAGGACCCACCUCCACGGCCACUGGCUCGCCACCUUUCUGAUGCAGACAGAUUGAGGAAAGUCAUCCAAGAACUUAUGGACACUGAGAAAUCUUAUGUCAAGGAUUUGAGCUGCCUCUUUGAGCUAUACUUGGAGCCUCUUCAGAAUGAAACCUUCCUUACCCAGGAUGAGAUGGAGUCCUUGUUCGGCAGUCUGCCAGAAAUGCUGAAUUUCCAGAAGGUGUUUUUGGAGACCCUUGAAGAAGGAAUAACUUCUUCCUCAGAUUUUAAUACACUGGAAACGCCAUCCCAGUUCCGGAAAUUGCUCUUCUCCCUCGGAGGCUCCUUUCUGUAUUAUGCUGACCACUUUAAACUGUACAGUGGCUUCUGUGCAAACCACAUCAAAGUUCAGAAAGUUCUUGAGAGAGCCAAAACAGAUAGUGCCUUUAAGGCCUUUCUAGAUGCUCGAAAUCCCACAAAGCAACACUCUUCUACACUGGAGUCGUAUCUUAUAAAGCCUGUUCAGAGAGUGCUGAAAUAUCCUCUGCUUUUAAAAGAGCUGGUGUCUCUAACAGACAAUGAGAGUGAGGAGCACUAUCAUUUGACAGAAGCACUGAAGGCAAUGGAAAAAGUAGCAAGUCACAUCAACGAGAUGCAGAAGAUAUAUGAAGAUUACGGCACCGUAUUUGACCAACUGGUUGCAGAUCAAAGUGGAACAGAGAAGGAGGUGACAGAGCUUUCAAUGGGAGAACUUCUGAUGCACUCCACAGUUUCCUGGCUGAAUCCUUUCCCGUCGCUGGGCAAAGCAAGAAAAGAUCUUGAACUUACAGUGUUUGUUUUUAAGAGGGCUGUAAUACUGGUGUACAAGGAGAAUUACAAACUGAAAAAGAAAAUGCCUACUAAUGUUCGUGCUGUACAUAAUUAUGGUGACUUGGAUCCAUUUAAAUUUCGUUGGCUGAUUCCUUUAUCUGCUCUUCAAGUUCGACUGGGGAACACAGCAGGAACAGAGAACAGCUGUAUCUGGGAACUGAUUCACACAAAGUCAGAACUAGAAGGCAGGCCAGAAACAAUUUUUCAGUUGUGCAGCAGUGACUGUGAGAACAAGACUAACAUUGUGAAGGUGAUCCGUUCUAUUUUGCGGGAGAAUUUCAGACGCCACAUAAAAUGUGAGCUACCGCUGGAGAAAACAAGUAAAGAUCGCCUUGUUCCACUCAAGAACCGUGUACCUGCAACAGCCAAACUGGCUUCCACAAGGUCCUUGAAGGUACUGAAGAAUUCAUCUAGUAGUGAGUGGAAUGGUGAUCUAGGGAAGGGCACUUUCCAGGACUCCGAUGAGUGCAGCCUGAGCAGCAGUACUCAGAGCAGCAGCUGCCACACCACUGAAAGCAUACAGGAGCCCAAAAAUUCAUCUCUCGAUAAACAUGUCCAGAGCUGUGCGUCUGACUUUUCUAAUGCUCUUGUCAAAGAAUCUGAUAUUCUCAGUGAUGAUGAUGAUGAUGAUGACUAUCGAAACCUAAAGAAGGGCAGCCCUACGAAAGACAUUGAAAUACAGUUCCAACGGCUGAAGAUUUCAGAGGAGCCAAGUACUGACUCUGAACGGGAUCAAGCUGCUGAAAAUGAGGAAGGAGAUGGCUUUGAGACAGGAGACAUGCAUGAGCAUCCAAAGCUUGUGCGCGGCCAUUUCUGCCCAGUGAAGAGAAAAGUAAACAGCACAAAGCGCAACAGAGGAACUUUAAUGGCAAUGCAAGAACGCCACCAGUCCCUUGACAGUCACUCUGAUGCUGCAAAUCUGGAUCUGAACUCUAUUUUAGAGAGAGAAUUUAGCGUCCAGAGUUUAACAUCUGUAGUUAAUGAGGACUGUUUUUAUGAAGCUGCGGAGAGGCAUGGGAAAUCCUAGCUUUCUAAGCACUAUAUUUAAAAUAUUCAUUUGAAGUCCACAUAAAAUUCAACAAACUUAUUUUGCUUUAAAACUAGUAAAUUCAUGGAAGCUGCAGGAAAACUUCUCUCUGAUUUUGUGCACUAAGACAUUUUUUCCACAAAAACAGCUGUAAAGGAUUCUUAAGUUAUUUUAAUUUAUUGUGGAUCAAAAAUAGAUUAAGUUAGCCAAGGUCUGUAAAUUAGUUCAUCCCUUUCAAGCAGCUAUUAAGAUGAUGUAGUGUUCCUGGGGAGGGGAAGAUGGCCUCACUAGUAUUUUAAGUAAUGUGGAAAAGGUGGUAGCGAGUGGUAGGGGGGUUUACAAUGGGAAGUAGCAUUGCAAAAUGAGUUUUUCAAUACCUUGGGCAUUUUCUUUCUUUGGUUUUCAUUUUUGCUUUAUUUAAAGCAGAAUUAAGUUAUUUUAAUGUGUUUUAGUGCACAAUAGUGCAAGAAUUUCAUUUUCGUAAGUUUCAAGAUGCUGUUUAUACUUUAUACAUAUGUGUAAAUACAAAAACAAAGCUUGGCCUGUAAUCUUUUAUUUGACUGUAUUUUUUAUUUUCUCUACUAGCCUGUACAGUAAAAGACAAAUAAGUAUUGUACUUAGCCAUGUUCUUUACUUUUUAUCGUGCUGCUUUUCCCUAGUUGGAGCUUUAAAUCCCAAAUUCUUUGCUUUUGCAUAAAUGAGAGUAUUUGCAGAC
Molecule: messenger RNA, 2767 nt
Organism: Nestor notabilis (Kea)
Lineage: Eukaryota; Metazoa; Chordata; Aves; Psittaciformes; Psittacidae
Gene: TIAM2
Product: T-cell lymphoma invasion and metastasis 2
Exons: 13
Coding region: 157-2052 (631 amino acids)
Biological process (GO): small GTPase-mediated signal transduction; positive regulation of axonogenesis; activation of GTPase activity
Cellular component (GO): synapse; membrane
Molecular function (GO): guanyl-nucleotide exchange factor activity
Source: RefSeq, a predicted model, not a curated record